AUGUCAAAACAAGGUAAAAGGAAAAUUACUGUGGAGUUACCUAAAACAAAGGAUUUAUCUAAUAGACCUAGUGUUUUUGAACGCCUCGGUACUAAAAAGGCAAGUUCUAGUGGUAAGAAAACUGAUUUUUGUAGACAGUGGGUGCAACACGGCAGCUGUGCAUAUGGUAAAAGUUGCAAAUUUGCCUCUACUCAUACGUUGAUCAGUCCUUCUAAGCAACGGGCAAAUAAAGAUGUUGACCAAAAACGUUUAGCAAAAGAUGAUCCUAAAAGUCGACUACAUUCAACUGUUGUUGUGAGGACUGGUCGUAGUACCGAUGGUGAGAUAGACAAUUGGGAUCAGAAUGACUUAGAAUAUGCUGAUACUGAUGUCCUUGAAAAAAGGAGGCAACAGCUGCAACAUGAACUAGAGUUACAGUUAAAAAUGGACUCUGGUAAAGAUAUGGCAAAAGAAAAGAAAAAAGCUGUGUCAAGUUCAUCAUCAUCUAGAAGUUCCUCAAGUUCAAGUGGGUCUUCAUCGUCUUCAGAUGGAAGUUCUUCAUCUUCAUCAUCUGGCAGGGAUGCCAAGAAAAAAGCUAAGAAAGGGAAAUUGAAAAGAAACUCAAGUUCUUCUUCUGAUGGUGAUGUACCAGCUAAAAAAAAGUUGGUUAAAAGUGAUACAGUAAAAAGAGAUAAGGCAGAAAUUAAAAAAGGAAUGGGAAAAAAGGAAGAAAAAGUUUUGAAAAAGCCUGAUGGAAGUAAGAAAAAAGUCAUUACAAAAUCUGCAUUAGGUAAAAAGUCUCUAUCACCUACUAAGAAGUCAGGAGGUACUCCACCAAUAACAUCUAAAAGCUUAUUAUCAAAAACAUCCUCCAAGCAUGGAAAAUCUCCUCAAAGAAGAGAAAGAAAUAGGAGUGCAUCUCCUCAAUCCUCUAGAGACCGUGAGAAAGACAAAGACAGGGGAAAAGAAAAAGACAAGGAACGUGAUAAAGACAAGGAAAGAAGAGGCAGAAGUAAAUCACCUAAGAAAGCGAGAUCUAGGUCACCACGACGUUCUCAUCCUAAGGAUACAAGGCGAAAGGAUAGUUCUGAAAGAAGUAGACCAGUGUCACCAAAAAAGCAAUCAAGAAGGGAAGCCAGUACUGACAGACACAAGAAACGAUCACUUAGCAGAGACCGCGAUCGUCGUAGAUCUAUGGAAAGGAAAAAAGAAAAACACGAUGACAAGGAUAGGCAUGACAGAAAAGACAGAGGUCGAGAUCGGAAACAAGAUAAUAAGAGGGAUGAUAAGCGCAGGGGUAGGGAAAGAGGUCUUGCUAAAGAUAAAGGCCUAGAGAAACCAAAUAAACCAAUGCAGAGAUUACUGCCCAGGCCGGAGGAACGUCUUGCAGCACUGGCUGCUAUAUCUAACAAGGCAGUAGAUAAUGACAAAAAUCCUAGAGGUCCCAAGGAUCAACAAGAUAAUCAUUCCGAAAGAGGCCGUAAGCAAGAUAGGAUUGAGAGAGACAGGUCUAUAAAACGGGACAGAAUGGAUAGCAUUGACAGGGAGCAAGGUGACUAUGACAUGGAGCGACCAUACGACCAUGGGAUGGACCACUAUGAUAGAAUGGAAAACAGAUAUGGUAGUAUGCCACGGGAUAGUGACCGGUCGCCAGGAUAUUUACAGGGUAGGGACAGGCAUUAUGACCCAGGAUACGACAUGCCCGGACCUUCCCGAUAUCCGGAAGACGAUGAUAGGAUGUAUGGUGACAUGGGAGAACGGGGCGAUAUAGGAUACGAUGAUCGCCGUCGCGACCGCUCAUGGGAGGGUCGCUCUGGGUCAAUGGAGCGUGACCGUUACAUGCAUCAUAAAGAUUGGGACAAUGAUGAUUAUCGAGGCUCUGGAGACUGGGGAAGGGAGCGGCACUGGCCAAUGCAUGAUGCGCAGAUGAAUGAUUGGGAUAAAGAACAGGAUGAAGGUUGGAGGCAUCGUCAUCCCGGACCACAUAGAAAUCGUAUGCAUGAUGAUUACAAUCGCAUGCGAAUGGACCACGGACGUGACAAACGAAGACGUCCGGAACCAGAGAUAAAAGAGGCACCACCAGCUCAUGAUGAUGACGAUGACAAACCUAUACCGGAUGACCUCAGUGAAAUUAGUGAUGACCCUGACGAUAUUUUGGAACGGGAUGAUAUGCAAGAUCAAACUCUGGAUGAGGACAGUCAAACGGAAAAAUUAGAUGAACGUGCGAACGCAAAACCAGAUAAUGUUGAGAAAGAAAAUACACAGGACACUAUUGGUGCCUGUGAAGACAAAGAAUCUCAAGAUGGUAAAGAUGAAGAUGACGUCGCCAAUCUUGAUUUUGAAGAAAUCUCUGACGGCGAGUUGGAAGAGGAAAGGACCAGAACUGGUCUAGGUGAUGCCUUAGGCGUAGACUGGGCCAGUCUAGUCGCAGAUGUCAAUCGUCGGGAGCAAAAACCGCCGACAGGAGGCGCCAGAGAUAGAUGGCGACCGGAGCGCGUUCUGGCACGUCUCGGUCUGUCCAUUAAUAUGGCAGGGAAGGAAAAAGUCCAGGAUAUUUUGCAGAAGAAUAGCGAAUCAAUGGAAAGUAAAGAUGGAUUGACAAAUGGGAAACACGAGACGUGUACUGAUGUUGAGAGUCUUCAUCCUGUGGGUGCUGUUCAGGUUUCGAUGGAAAAAAGAAAACGUCAACGCGAAGUGCUUUUCGGUUUGGGAUGUGAAAUCACUCGCGGUUUAAGUGCAAGGCGUGACUUGGCGUUACGUAGAUACUUGUGCCAUCUACCGGCUGUGGAAAGAAGUCAAUCCAGGGUUACCCCACAGCCAUCGCUGUUCCAAGCAGCCAGGGCUCUGCUAGAAGCACCGGUGAAUGGCUGA
Molecule: messenger RNA, 2850 nt
Organism: Pieris macdunnoughi
Lineage: Eukaryota; Metazoa; Arthropoda; Insecta; Lepidoptera; Pieridae
Source: the annotation of a GenBank genome assembly